UUGACUAACCCACUCAGAGUCUCAGCUUAUGCUUUUCUAAUAUUCUUAUUACAGUUGGGUCUUGAGCAGUUUAGUAUUUUAUCAACAAAGGCAGACUUUGAAAACUCAAAUUUCAUCUUUAUAUGUAGACUUCUGCGAGUUCUGAGAAACUCUAUGUUUGUGUGAGAGAGACAAUAGUCUCCUCCUCAACAUCAUCUGGUUUCUGGUUUUUUUUCUCAUUGCCUAUCUCUGUAUUUCAUCUUUGUUCGUGUGAAAAUCAGUAAGUUGAAACUAUAAAUCUGGUUUGAGACUUGGGUUUCUCUCAUCUCAUCUGGGUUCUUCUUCUUGAUACUUGAUUGAUAGAAGGAAAGAGAGAGAUCCAGAAAUGGUGACAUUUGGAGGAACUACUGAGAAAUGCAAGGCCUGCGAGAAGACGGUUUACUUGGUGGAUCAGCACAGAGCUGAUAGCAAGGUUUAUCACAAGUCUUGCUUCCGGUGCCACCACUGUAAGGGCACCCUCAAGCUUAGUAACUAUUCCUCCUUUGAGGGUGUCCUGUAUUGCAAGCCUCACUUUGACCAACUCUUUAAGAUGACUGGGAGUUUGGAUAAAAGUUUUGAAGGUGCUCCAAAAAUUCCCAGAUCUUUUGAACCGGCACAUCCCAACAACAGAGUUUCAAGUUUGUUUGGGGGAACUCAAGACAAGUGUGUGGCUUGCAAAAAAACAGUCUACCCAAUUGAGAAGAUAGCGGUGGAUGGCAACUCAUAUCAUAAGGCCUGUUUCAAGUGUUGCCAUGGAGGUUGUGUGAUCAAUACAUCUAGCUAUGUUGCCCAUGAGCACAAGCUUUACUGUAGGCACCACCAUUCCCAGCUCUUCAAGGAAAAGGGGAAUUUCAGCCAACUCAAAAAUCAUGAGCAAAUCAAAGGGGUGAUAGAGAAUACAGUGUCAGCUUGAUGCAAGUGGAGGUUGUGCCUACACAUUGUCGUCUAGAGUAUUGGUCUAUGUUUUUCAUUACAGCUGUUGGAUGUAACAAUACUGGAUCACAUCUGCAAUGGGUCUUGGUAAGCAUGAGUUGGAGAGAAAAUGUCUAAAUUUAUAAAAAGAAUUAAAAACCUAAGGUUAAUAUUCAACAGUGAGAGAUGUAGUUUGAUUCAUAGUUCUUUGAGCUUGUGAUGUUGGAAUGAGUAAUAAUUGUCCCAGAGGUGGGUUGUUCUUACAAUAAGUAAUGAGCCAAUGUCUUGUGUAGAUUGUUUCUUGUAAUCGAUUUUCUAUAUGAUUGGAUCAUAUAGUUGUUUCUCUUUGGCUUAUAUAAAUUUUCCCUCUUACACGAA
Macadamia integrifolia is the source of this 1308-nucleotide messenger RNA. RefSeq names its product LIM domain-containing protein WLIM1-like. Gene Ontology annotation, molecular function: actin filament binding. Gene Ontology annotation, biological process: actin filament bundle assembly. The record is from RefSeq and is a predicted model, not a curated record. The coding region runs from base 365 to 931 and encodes 188 amino acids. Lineage: Eukaryota; Viridiplantae; Streptophyta; Magnoliopsida; Proteales; Proteaceae. Gene Ontology annotation, cellular component: actin cytoskeleton; plasma membrane. The transcript is spliced from 5 exons.